Rubroshorea leprosula is the source of this 649-nucleotide messenger RNA. The record is from the annotation of a GenBank genome assembly. NCBI's taxonomy places the organism in Eukaryota, Viridiplantae, Streptophyta, Magnoliopsida, Malvales, Dipterocarpaceae.
AAAACCUAAAAGGCAUCCAUAACGAACAAACAAAAUGAACCAACCAGUGUUAAUAUGAAGGAGAAAAAGGCUCCUGGGUGCGAACCCGCGAGUUGGGUUCCUCGCGAACCCAACGAGGUGCGAACCCAGGCUCCAGAGCUGGGUUUGCACACCCAGGAGCCUGGGUUCCUCGCGAACCCAGGCUCCAGAGUUGGGUUCGCACACCCAGGAGCCUGGGUUCCUCGCGAACCUAGCUCGUGGGUUUGCGAGGUGCGAACCCAGCUCUUAGGUUCACGAGGUACGAACCCAGGCUCCUGGGUGCGAACCCACGAGCUGGGUUCGCACACCCAGGAGCCUGGGUUCCUCGUGAACCCAGCUCGUGGGUUCGCGAGGUGCGAACCCAAGCUCCAGAGCUAGGUGGAUAAGCUGGCAACCUCUAAACUACCCCUUUACUAAGUUGAAUGCAAAUGGUUCUAUGGCACAUACUACGAUAUAAGCCAUUGUUGAUGAUUGUUGAUGGAUGUUUUUUUUGUAAAAGGUUAAAUUUGAAUUCAGGUAGACUUCACAUCAUUAAGAUCCACAUUGAUCUCAAUGCUAAGCCAUACUAUUUUGCUCUAUUACAUUGGUCAUCAUUAGCUCUAUUACAUUGCUAUAAAUGAAAUGAGCUUAA